ACUGUCAUCUCCACCAUGGCCGAGCUGAUCCAGAAGAAGCUACAGGGAGAAGUGGAGAAAUAUCAGCAGCUACAGAAGGACUUGAGUAAAUCUAUGUCAGGGUGGCAGAAGCUUGAAGCACAACUAACAGAAAAUAAUAUCGUCAAGGAGGAACUGGUCCUGCUGGAUGGGUCCAGUGUGGUCUUUAAACUUCUGGGUCCUGUGCUGGUCAAACAGGACCUGGGGGAGGCUCGGGCCACAGUGGGGAAGAGACUGGACUAUAUCACAGCUGAAAUUAAGAGAUACGAAUCCCAGCUCCGGGACCUUGAGCAGCAGUCAGAGCAACAGAGGGAGACCCUUGCUCAGCUGCAGCAGGAGUUCCAGUGGGCCCAGGAGGCAAAGGCAGGGGCUCCUGGGAAAGCCUGA
Molecule: messenger RNA, 405 nt
Organism: Phyllostomus hastatus (greater spear-nosed bat)
Lineage: Eukaryota; Metazoa; Chordata; Mammalia; Chiroptera; Phyllostomidae
Product: prefoldin subunit 6-like
Exons: 1
Coding region: 16-405 (129 amino acids)
Biological process (GO): protein folding; chaperone-mediated protein complex assembly
Cellular component (GO): cytoplasm; prefoldin complex
Molecular function (GO): protein-folding chaperone binding
Source: RefSeq, a predicted model, not a curated record